AUGGCCAAACAGGGCAAAGUGAAGAUUGUGCAUGUUCUGCGAAAUCCAAAAGACAAUCUGUAUGACACCAUCAACAGACUUGUAGAAUUCCUCCAGCUUGAUCGACCAGAAUCAUUUCUGCGUGACGUGGAAAAAGCAGUUCAAUUUGAAAAUCUUCAAAAGGAACAUGAAACAAUAGCAGGAGAAACGAAGAUCUGGAAAGUUUUCGGGGACGGUGGAAGAUUACCAAUUUAUAGGAAAGGAUGUAUCGGUGAUUGGAAAAAUUACUUCACAGUUGCGCAAAACGAAAGAUUUGAUGCAGUAUAUGACAAAGAGAUAAAGGAGCAGGGUAUUGAUCUCCCAUUUUCCUAUGAAUGA
Mizuhopecten yessoensis (Yesso scallop) is the source of this 357-nucleotide messenger RNA. Its product is annotated as sulfotransferase family cytosolic 1B member 1-like. The coding region runs from base 1 to 357 and encodes 118 amino acids. Gene Ontology annotation, biological process: sulfation. Gene Ontology annotation, molecular function: sulfotransferase activity. The transcript is spliced from 3 exons. NCBI's taxonomy places the organism in Eukaryota, Metazoa, Mollusca, Bivalvia, Pectinida, Pectinidae. Gene Ontology annotation, cellular component: cytoplasm. The record is from RefSeq and is a predicted model, not a curated record.